Molecule: messenger RNA, 2482 nt
Organism: Aspergillus ibericus CBS 121593
Lineage: Eukaryota; Fungi; Ascomycota; Eurotiomycetes; Eurotiales; Aspergillaceae
Product: AFI1/MesA family protein
Exons: 3
Coding region: 99-2468 (789 amino acids)
Biological process (GO): actin cortical patch localization
Cellular component (GO): plasma membrane
Source: RefSeq, a predicted model, not a curated record
CUGUUCGCCGGCCCUCUGGAGCUCCCACCCACCCCCGAUCCGCCCUCGAUCUGAAUGACACCCGUGCCCACCCCCGACCCCUGUUCCCCAGCCAGAAAAUGAGCAUCUCACUACCUUACCGACCGGCUGACGAUACGGCGCUUUCGCUUGCGGCCACCACCAGUCCGUCCAAGUCCAAUGGCCUUCCCCACUUAUCUCCCUCGCCUUCCAUCAUCCACCGGCGCACCCCAAGUAGCUCGGGAAACUCGGCGCGCCGCCGCUCGCUGGGCAAUGGCGCUGCGGCCAUGUACCCCAAGCCGCGGCGAUGCAAGUCGCAGUAUCCCCGGGACUCCUCCGAGCGACAUGUCGAAUAUAUUCUCGUGGCUUCCUUUCACAUUGACCGCGGCCCGAUCAUGGAACAUCAGUAUCCUGCCGCCAUUAGUGGCGACGAGAGUAUGCUGGCGGAGCUGAUGCUUCCCGAUCAAACACACGUUCGAAGUCAGGACUGGACGAUCUUCUUCCUGCACAAAGACACCAGCGCCGAUGCUGACGACGACGACGACGCCUCAAGUACCGGCAAGAAAAAGAAGAAGAAGAAAAAGUCCCGGGCGACGGAUGUGGAGAGCGGUGAUGGGGAUAGCGAGGAUGCCGGUGGGUCGACCGAAGAGGAGAGCAGCGACGAAGAAGAGGGUGGCGAGGGGCCACCCUUGAUGUAUGUGCUCAACCUUGUAAAUACGAAACAAGAUAAUACCGUCAAGCGCGGCGCCGUGGUCAAAGCCAUGGCGAUCUGUACACGGCAUUCUUUUCUGCAUAUAUAUAAACCUUUGCUUCUCCUCGCCCUGGAGGAUUACUUCAAGAAUCCGUAUCCGGAGACACUCGCCUCGCUCUACCACGCUGUGAACUCGAUGGACCUGUCCCUGAUGCCGAGGCUAUCUCUGUUGGAGCGACUGAUCUUGCAGGCGAGCAACUCCAAGGACAUGUUUAUCGAAAAGUUCGAGCAGAUGAUCCAUCAGCGACAGGCUGAAGAGGGUGGGCCAUUUGAUGAUGAGUGCCCACCAUCACCCAGGAGGCCCGCGCCCCCUCGGCACACGCUACCUCGGGAUACGCACGAAUUCGAGUCCAAGAUCGUCUACAAUGACAUACCCAUUCCCGUGAAGGUGCCGACGGUGAUUUGGCCAGAGAUUGUGGGCGACUUCUCCCUCAUCAAGCUGAUCCAGAUCUUUGCCGGUCCACAUGCGACCUCGCCGCAGCCCUUCCCUGUCCACCCUCAUCUCACCACCAGCGGGCCCUUUACCCAUCCCAUUAUUGUUCUCAUCAAUGCGAUGUUGACGCAGAAGCGCGUGAUAUUCUUGGGCCACAACCGCCCUUCGGGAGAAGUGGCGGAGGCGGUGUUGGCGGCGUGUGCUCUCGCAUCGGGCGGUGUCUUGCGCGGAUUCACCCGGCACGCGUUCCCCUACACCGAUCUGACGAAGAUCGAUGACCUUCUUCGAGUUCCUGGAUUCAUUGCGGGUGUGACGAAUCCGACAUUUGCGAAUCACCCUGAGUGGUGGGACGUGCUCUGCGAUCUGCCUACGGGGCGGAUGAAAAUCAGCAGCCACAUCGAGCCGGCCCCGGUCACGGAAGGAUUCUUAUAUUUCCAGCAGCAGGCUGCCAUGCACCAUCACGCUCCGGCGAAUGCGAACACUGAUCCCAGUGGGGACAAUGUCUUCAUGGAAGAGGUUCAGCGCAGCAUCACUAACCGAUAUGGCGAGAACGCCAUCCGGGCGAAGUGCCGCGCCUACAUCAUGAAGUUCGCCCGAGUCGCUGCCGCCUUUGAAGAGACCGUCUAUGGGGCCUCCAACUUGUAUGUCAUCGGGCCCAACGAAGAGCUAUCGCCUGAGAGCCCGAGCGGGCUCCAGGCGGAUCCCCUCGAUCCGACGACGCUGCGCGGACACGGGUAUGUCUGGCCGGACGAGGGAGCCAAGCAACGCGAACUGCUGGCCUCGGUGUCGCGGAUCGAAGGGUGGCGGACGACGCGGUCAUACUACUCCUUCAUUCAGGACAUUGCGGCCAUGUACUACCCCUCCCGGCCGAUCCAGAAGCCGGACUUGGCCCACCACCAUGACCGACUGCGGGCGCUGCGGCUGCCGCCCGCUGAUGCAGGGGCGAUUUACAUUGCGUUUGCACACGCGGUCAAAGACUACGCUGGCAUCUGUCAACUUCUGACCGUGACCCCCGAGAACCAAGCGGGACUCUUCUACCUCAGCAUGGGCUUGUUCCACCCGCACCAGCCGGUCCGCGAGGCGACGGUCGAGCUCCUAGAACGGAUUGCGGCGCAUCCGGCCGGACGACACUUUUGGGCGCAGCUCAACCGGUUUGCCAAGCUGGCCUUUUUCCGCAUCAAGCGCGAGCGGGAUGCGCAAAGCCCGGCGUCGGGGACAGCGCCGGAGAGCUUUGGGCCGCAAAGCUUGGUGGGUGUGGCGAUGGGCGAUACCUUCCGACGCAGUUAACACCAUCUCGACCA